This is a messenger RNA of Camellia sinensis, 1706 nucleotides long. Its product is annotated as arabinosyltransferase RRA3. Gene Ontology annotation, molecular function: glycosyltransferase activity. Gene Ontology annotation, biological process: root hair cell development. NCBI's taxonomy places the organism in Eukaryota, Viridiplantae, Streptophyta, Magnoliopsida, Ericales, Theaceae. The record is from RefSeq and is a predicted model, not a curated record.
UCUCUCUCUCAGAGUUGCAUAUGAAAAGACAUUUAAAGACUUUUUAAUUCAAUUGAUGCCGUGAUUGAGAAGUCUCUCUCUCUCUCUCUCCCUCCGAGAGAGAAUCAUCGUCGUGUGGUGUAUGAUGGCAGGUCGUAGAGAUGGAUCUCUGAUGAGAGAGAAGAGCAGUAGUAGAUCUCCAAUCGUCGUCGCAAUUGCCAUUGGAAUUCUCCUCGGCUGCGUCUGCGCCUUCUUCUUCCCUCAUGGAUUCUUCUCUCCCGAUCCCUCUUUCCCCAAUCGCCGACUCUCCAAUUCUCAGAUUGGUUCAUCCUCAUGUGAAUCGGAGGAAAAGAUUAACAUGCUGAAGUCAAAUAUCAUGGGGUUCACAGAAAAGAAUGCGGAGUUGAAGAAGCAGGUUACAGAGCUAGCUGAGAAGUUACGCCUGGCUGAACAGGAAAAAGAUCAAGCCCAGAAGCAGUUCAUGGCGCUGGGUAAACAGCACAAAGCCGGGCCUUUUGGUACAGUUAAGGGUUUGAGAACUAAUCCAACUGUCCUUCCUGAUGAAUCCGUGAACCCAAGAUUGGCAAAAAUUUUGGAGGAAGUUGCUGUGCGUAAAGAGCUUAUAGUUGCACUUGCCAAUUCGAACGUGCAAUUGAUGUUGGAGGUCUGGUUCACUAGUAUCAAGAAAGUAGGCAUACCAAAUUAUCUAGUUGUGGCAUUGGAUGACAGGAUUGCAGAUUUCUGCAAAUCAAAUGAUGUUCCAGUCUACAAGAGAGAUCCAGAUGAGGGUAUUGAUACAGUCGCAAGGACAGGAACUAACCAUGCCGUGUCAGGUUUAAAGUUUCGCAUCUUGAGAGAGUUUUUACAGCUGGGUUAUAGUGUUCUUCUCUCUGAUGUUGACAUAGUGUACUUGCAGAAUCCAUUUGACUAUCUAUAUCGGGAUUCAGAUGUGGAGUCCAUGACCGAUGGCCACAAUAAUAUGACAGCUUAUGGAUAUAAUGAUGUAUUUGAUGAACCUUCCAUGGGUUGGGCUCGAUAUGCUCACACAAUGAGGAUAUGGGUUUAUAAUUCGGGUUUCUUCUAUAUAAGGCCUACAAUCCCUGCAAUUGAGCUUUUGGAUCGUGUGGCUGAUCGCCUUUCUCGACAGCCAAACUCUUGGGACCAGGCAGUUUUCAAUGAAGAGCUCUAUUUCCCUUCACAUCCUGGGUAUAUUGGGCUUCAUGCUGCCAAGAGAACUAUGGAUUUCCAUCUAUUUAUGAAUAGUAAGGUUCUCUUCAAGACUAUAAGGAAAGACGAUAAUCUUAAAAAGCUCAAGCCAGUAAUUAUUCAUAUAAAUUAUCACCCGGAUAAACUUCCAAGAAUGAAAGCUGUUGUUGAGUACUAUGUCAAUGGCAAGAACGAUGCAUUGGAACGCUUCCCUGAUGGUUCUGAUUGGUAGAAAUAGAACUGUAGGAGAUAUUUGAUCCACAGGAUGCACUUGGUGGUUUUCUUCUUGCUUACACAUUUCACUGGAUACAGGUGAUCAAAAACUGAUUACACCACAUGAGAGCAAUUGUGUAAUAUCUAUCAUUGUUUCCUUUUCGUUGUUUUUGUCUUUCAAAUUUUGUGUUCUUUUCGUUUUUAACUUCCUCUUGAAUACAUUCAUACUGGUAAACAAACGUGCUAUGUUUUGUAUACAAUUGCAACCAACAAUUUGGUCUUUGUUUGGCAGUCAAAUAUUUGCUUUA